Molecule: messenger RNA, 958 nt
Organism: Toxotes jaculatrix (banded archerfish)
Lineage: Eukaryota; Metazoa; Chordata; Actinopteri; Toxotidae
Product: cytochrome c oxidase assembly factor 3 homolog, mitochondrial
Exons: 2
Coding region: 165-464 (99 amino acids)
Biological process (GO): mitochondrial respiratory chain complex IV assembly
Cellular component (GO): mitochondrial inner membrane
Source: RefSeq, a predicted model, not a curated record
CGGUUACACGGUGGCGCUCGUUCUUCCCAACGCAGAUCUCAAAACAUACCGAUAGGCUACUGGGCACGCAACUUAACGCCGCCAACUCGCCAGAUCGUUUGAAACGCAGCGGUGAGCGUAACUGUAGCGAAACAGCCUGACAACAUCCCUCACUGACUGCAGACAUGGCCGACAAGACGCCGAAGGAGCCCGAAGCUCCCUUUGCCACCAGAAUAGACCCAGCUAAAGAGGGUCUCUCUCCACAGCAGAUGCACUUCAUCAGACAAGUGGAGCGAGAACAGUGGAAGAAGAAAGCACAGAAGCUGCGGGGACGAAACACUUUCACGGGGCUUGCCAUCGGAGCAAUCGUUCUAGGAAUCUACGGCUACACAUUUUACUCAGUCUCCCAGGAGCGGAUCGUGGAUGAACUAGAUGAGGAGGCCAGGCGUGCGAGACUGCAGGGACCAAAGACCGGUGCCAACUGAGAUGCAUGAGUUGCCGGCCCGUUGCUGGACUGUGUGUCUGUCCUGCACUUAACCGAGAAGUGGACACUGAUGCCACUGAUUCAUAUUCCAUGACUGGCUGCUGUUUUUUCAUGUUGAGACAGCCCUGGACUUUCUUUUGUCUUGAUUAUGAAGGGUGAUUGUGUGGUUCUGCUGCUGACUUAAAACUAAACGUGCAUUGAUGAUGAUUUAGCUUGCCUGUCAGUGGAAAGGAUUAAUCCACUGACCCCAAUUAAUCCACUAGCCCAAAGGCUCUAAAGAGAAAUUGCAACCUUUACCUGACAGGUUUCCAGCCCUGAUCAUGUGAUGUGGAUACAGUUUGAGGGGAAUAAACUAAAUAUCGGUCAUCAGAUGAGUUAAAUCUACAGUGGCCUUUAACAGCAAAGGAUGCCAGUGACACAUGGAUCAACCUGUUGAAACACAUUAUUUAUGUCAGAAAAGUGAUGAUUUGUUAAAUAAAAAUCUAAUGUAUUUGA